UGGUAUAAUUCAACAUUGUGAGGUGUGAAAACAGAUCCUGGUUAUAGUUUUGAAUAAAACAUGGUGUGACGCACACAGGUUUUACAGCAUAUGUCUGUGUGCUUUGUGGGUGAGCUGAUGAUUAAUUAUUUACACCACUCUUCGUCAGACCACAGUGGUGUUGAUUACAACACACUGGCUGCCUCCUCUCCUCGACUCCACAUCGACUCCAACAGGCUGAAAUUCUCACUUAUUUCUCUGAGUCCAUGGUACAUUUUCUGAAUGAUUUAAGACCUGCAGAUUCUCUCCAGAUUUCAUUGGCAUUCACAUUAUGGUGGAUAUAAACAUGUCAACAAUGAGCAGUGAUCAGCUGCAUCGCUCCACCUUGGGGAUUUACUCGAGCUUGAUGGAUGAGUUCAAUCCUGGUCUGCAGAAACUGGUUUCACUGGGCAACAGUUAUGUCCAAGGUUUCCAGGCGCUCUCUCGAACGAGUGAGGCCUACUACUCUGCACUUUCAAAGAUCGGAGAGCAAGCUUCCCGCACUAUGUCCUCACAUUCACUCGGGGAAGUGCUGAUUCAGCUCGCUGAAACCCAAAGGAGGCUCACGUUGGAGCUCCAGGGCCUAUUCCGCUGGUUCCACACAGAAGUUCUUCAAGAGAUGGACAAUAACAUCAGACUGGACAGAGACUAUUUAUCUAAGAGCAGGAGGCACUAUGAGAUGGAAGUCCACAGCCUGCAAACAGGUCAGCUGAGGAGAGGAACUAACCAGUUCCUGAAGCAGUGCCAUGCUGAUGCUCUGAAGGAGGAGGAGAGGCGCUACCGCUUCUUGGCUGAGAAACACUGUGGAAUGAUUGAGUCCACAGUCUGCCUGAUGGAUAAGAUGAGGGGUUUGCUCCAGCAGCGGGCAGAUACCUGGAAACACAACGUGAACGUCACCAGAAAGCCUGACGUCACACAGUCCAACAUGCCGGACAACAUGCUGAGAAUGAGAGAGGAGGAGAUCAGAAGGAGCAGAGAGGAGCAGCCCCUUGGCAAAGUUCCAUCAAGAGCUCCAUCUCCCCAGGGAAGAAUUUCUCGCUCUAGCUCUCCGACAGAUUUGGCUGGCUCAGGCGGAGGAGGACGGCUCAUGAGGGCGUUGUUGACUUACCAGCCCGGUUCCUCCAAUAGCAGCAUCCUCUCCUUCACCAAGGGAGAAAUUAUCACCGUGCUCGUCCGACAGGCCAGGAAUGGCUGGCUGUACGGGCGCACCAGCAUGAGUUCAUGUCAGGGAUGGUUUCCAGCAUCCUAUGUGGAAGCAGUGGCUGAUCCUCUAACGUCAACCAACUCCAGAAGCUCCACUCUCCGUGGAAGCAGCAGCAUGAAUAAUCUGCUCAGCCAACCAGGGAGCAGCAGCUCCAGUGGAGCUCCGCCUCCACCGCCACCACCACCACCAUCAUCAUCAUCAUCAUUAUCAUCGCUAUCCUCCAAUAAACAAAGCACGUCGCUGCAUGACAAAAGAGCGGCGUCUGUUUCAGAAAGCAAGAAAUCACAUGCACACGGUCCAGGACCAGAACUCUUCCCAAGGGGCACCAAUCCAUUUGCUACAGUUAAGCUCAAGCCAACAUCCACCAAUGACAGAUCAGCCCCACGUUUAUAUCGUUGAUGGUGUCAUAAACCAGAUGACCUGCAGCUCUCAUUUGAUUCAAUUUUUUUUAAACAUUCCCGUAAACCAAUGUAUGUAUCAUGCAUACAUUUUUUUCUUUGCAAAAUCUCUUGACUUCAACAUUUUUCAAUGCAGAAUUUCUAUUGAUCCUAUUUGACAUUAAAAUCAAAUUUUCUUCUUUGAAGCACUUAACACAGUAUAUUUAUCCUCAACUUAUAAUAUGACUUACACGUCAUCUACUGGAGAAUAAAUAUUGAUGAUAUCUGUUUAAAGUGUAACUGAGGUUAAGAGAUAGAUGUUCUUGUAACCUAUGUGAUCUCAUUCUUCUGUUGUGUCACACUGUAUGUGGCUCAGGAAUAGGUGCUUUUGUUUAUUUUUAAUCUUUUUUGAUUACCGUUGUAAAAAUAUGUUUUGGUACGGGAAU
Messenger RNA from Thalassophryne amazonica, 2045 nucleotides. RefSeq names its product BAR/IMD domain containing adaptor protein 2 like 2a (gene baiap2l2a). NCBI's taxonomy places the organism in Eukaryota, Metazoa, Chordata, Actinopteri, Batrachoidiformes, Batrachoididae. The transcript is spliced from 14 exons. The record is from RefSeq and is a predicted model, not a curated record. Gene Ontology annotation, cellular component: nucleoplasm; cytosol. Gene Ontology annotation, molecular function: protein binding. Bases 311 to 1621 code for a protein of 436 amino acids. Gene Ontology annotation, biological process: actin crosslink formation; plasma membrane organization; positive regulation of actin filament polymerization.